AUGUGGGGUUUUAUAGCACUAUGUUCUUUUUGUAAAGAUUACAGUGACCUCAGCAUUCGCUUUGCCAGAUCAUGUGCAUUAACAAGGAAGGCAGUUAAUGGAAAGGUUUUAUGCUUGAUCACCUCAACGCUUGAAGAUAUGAUUGCUGUGCUGGAAGUUAACCUUGCUGCAUUGGUGAGAACUCAGCAGAGUGAUUUUCUCCUACGUGGAAACGAGAACAGUCUAUCGGUUAUUGCCAGGUGUUCUUUAUUGACAAAUUCUCCAUUGUGUAAAGGUUUAAAGAAAAACAUGAAAGAACCUUCUGGUAAAACACCUGGAGUGAAAAGCGCAGUGAAAGAUCAGCCAUUGGUUUUCUAUAAUAAAAUUAAGUCAUCAGGUUAUACAGCAGCACCACAAAUGACCAUGUUCCCUCCAAAUAAUCUGAAGAAAAGUGAGGUAUCAAAGUGGAAGACCAGUUGUAAACAUAAAAAUAAAGAAUAUCCGUUGGAAAGUCCUCCUCCAAUCCAAUAGGAGAAGAUUGUAUCUGUUACUUGUAAACCAACCCCAAUAUGUUGCAUUCCAUAUUCUGGUAGUGGAGAAAUGCUGGCUUGCGGCCUGGCUGACAAGACUGUACUGAUAUUCACUUCCAAUCUCACUGACACGUAUAAUGUUUUUUCAGGUCAUGGUGGUGCAGUUAAUGUUGGCUGGAGUCAUGACAGGAAGUGGUUAGUUUCUGCAUCAGAAGACAGAACUUUAAGGGUCUGGUCAGUCUGCAAUAAUGAACCUGCCCUAAUUCUGGGCAAAGAGAAGUUCCGUAAGACUGUACGCUUUGCACAGUUUUAUUUUAUAGAUGCAUUCAUAUUGCUGUGUUGUGGAGCUGAAUUUCAUCUGUUCAGUUUCCAUCUAGACACAACCAAGGAUGACCUCAAGUGAUACAAACAGAGAAGUGUUUGCAAAUUGGUACAGAAAUUUCCCAUGGCUUCAACAAUGGAGAUUACCAGCCUUUCAGCAGUAAAUGAUUUCUACUUUUAUAUUGCACUUAGAGCUGGCAGCAACCGAGCAUUGGAAGUUUUUGACCUCAAUGCAGGCUGCAGCACAGCAGUGAUACCAGAAAUUCAUACUAGAUCAGUCCAUCAGAUCUGCCAAAAUAAG
Molecule: messenger RNA, 1131 nt
Organism: Pelecanus crispus (Dalmatian pelican)
Lineage: Eukaryota; Metazoa; Chordata; Aves; Pelecaniformes; Pelecanidae
Source: RefSeq, a predicted model, not a curated record